Messenger RNA from Oncorhynchus mykiss (rainbow trout), 14376 nucleotides. The record is from RefSeq and is a predicted model, not a curated record. Lineage: Eukaryota; Metazoa; Chordata; Actinopteri; Salmoniformes; Salmonidae.
CUCUCUCCUUCCUACUCAAUCUCUCGCUGCCCUACCUACUUUCCUUCCUCUCAUUACAUUGCCUGUCCUGUCUGAGGGAUGCUGUGUUGGGAGAAGGGAAUGUGAUGGGUAGUGGUUCAGGUAGGGCCACGAGCCACAUGAAGACGUCAGCAGGCGAGAGGAGAGAGAGAGCUGGUUCUGUUUCUCUAGAGACGGAUCCGUCCUGGCCGUCUGUCUGCUGCCAGACUCCAUCUUCCUCCUGGAUACUACAACACUGGAUCACACCACUCAGGGAGGAGCAGCUUGGUCUGUUUUAUUUUCCCUGCUACCUAGAUAGCUAGCUAACGUUACUACCUCUGCUGCUGUCCUGAGAGAGAGCAUCAUCAUCACACCAUCACCACCCAGCCCUCCUCCCUGAUACUACAGAGAGGAGCUGUUUCCAGACCUGGUAGGAUACUAUACUACAGAGAGGAGCUGUUUCCAGACCUGGUAGGAUACUAUACUACAGAGAGGAGCUGUUUCCAGACCUGGUAGGAUACUAUACUACAGAGAGGAGCUGCUUCCAGACCUGGUAGGAUACUAUACUACAGAGAGGAGCUGCUUCCAGACCUGGUAGGAUACAAUACUACAGAGAGGAGCUGUUUCCAGACCUGGUAGGACUUCCUCCUGCUAUCCUGCUCUAUAAGGAUAUCAGCCAGCUCCAUCGCAGCUCCCCAGCACCAUGGCUCAGGCUGCAUCUCAGAUCAAGAAGAGAGCGAUUGUGGACACCUCUGUUGAGGACGAGAAGCUUAAGAAGAGGAAGAUCAGACAAGCCCAACGGCAACUGAAGAAAAAGAUUGACAGUAAUGCCAGUUACUUGAGAGCAGCCCGGGCAGGGAACCUAGAGAAGGCUUUGGAUUACCUGAAGACUGGGGUCGAAAUCAACAUCUGUAACCAGAAUGGCCUCAACGCCCUCCAUCUGGCCUCUAAAGAGGGCCAUGCCGAGGUGGUCACACAACUCAUCAAGCUGGGAGCCAAUGUGGACGCCUCAACUAAGAAAGGGAACACAGCUCUCCACAUAGCGUCUCUGGCUGGUCAGGUGGAUGUAGUGAAGGAGCUGGUGACCAGCGGAGCUAACAUCAACGCACAAUCUCAGAAUGGCUUCACUCCUCUGUACAUGGCUGCUCAGGAGAAUCAUCAGAAGGUGGUCAGAUACCUGCUGGACCAUGGCUCCACACAGGGCAUCGCUACAGAGGAUGGUUUCACGCCCCUGGCGGUGGCGUUGCAGCAGGGACAUGAACAGGUGGUCUCUCUGCUCCUAGAGAAUGACACUAAAGGAAAGGUUCGGCUCCCGGCGCUCCACAUCGCCGCACGGAAGGACGACACCAAGGCUGCUGCCCUGCUGCUCCAGAUCGACCACAACGCAGAUGUCGAGUCCAAGAUGAUGGUGAAUAGGACCACAGAGAGUGGCUUUACUCCGCUGCACAUUGCUGCUCACUACGGCAACAUCAACGUGGCAACGCUCCUCCUCAACCGCGGCGCUGCCGUGGACUUCAAGGCCAGGAAUGACAUCACACCGCUGCAUGUGGCUUCUAAGAGAGGGAAUGGCAACAUGGUGAAAGUUCUGCUGGAGAGGGGAGGCACGAUAGACGCCAGGACUAAGGACGGUCUGACCCCUCUCCACUGUGGCGCCAGGAGCGGACAUGAACAGGUGCUGGAGAUGCUGCUAGACAGAGGAGCUCCCAUCCUGUCCAAAACUAAGAACGGUCUGUCUCCCCUCCACAUGGCCACCCAGGGGGACCAUCUGAACUGUGUUCAGCUCCUGCUACACCACGAGGUUCCUGUUGAUGAUGUCACCAACGACUAUCUGACGGCCCUGCAUGUCGCCGCCCACUGCGGACACUACAAGGUCGCCAAGGUCAUUGUGGACAAGAAGGCCAAUCCCAACGCUAAAGCACUGAAUGGUUUCACUCCGCUCCACAUCGCCUGCAAGAAGAACAGAAUCAAAGUGAUGGAACUGCUGCUGAAACACGGAGCGUCCAUACAGGCAGUGACCGAGUCGGGUCUCACUCCGAUCCAUGUGGCGGCUUUCAUGGGACACGAUAACAUCGUCACUCAGCUGACGAAUCAUGGAGCUUCGCCAAACACAACUAAUGUGAGGGGAGAGACGGCGCUCCACAUGGCAGCGAGGGCCGGCCAGGCUGGCGUAGUCAAAUACCUGGUUCAGAGCGGAGCCAGAGUGGAGGUCAAGGCCAAGGACAACCAGACCCCGCUCCACAUCUCCAGUCGUCUGGGGAAGCCUGACAUCGUGCUGUAUCUGCUGCAGAAUGGGGCGUGUCCUGACGCCACUACCACCUCUGGCUACACCCCCCUACACCUGGCUGCCAAAGAGGGACACAGAGACGUCUCCUCAGUCCUCCUUGACCAGGGGGCUUCUCCAGACAUCACUACCAAGAAAGGCUUCACUCCCCUCCAUGUUGCAGCUAAGUAUGGGAAGAUGGAAGUGGCCAACCUUCUGCUGCAGAGACACACUGUGCCCGAUGCAGCUGGGAAGAGUGGUCUAACUCCCCUACAUGUAGCUGCUCACUAUGACAACCAGAAAGUGGCUCUGCUGCUGCUGGACCAGGGAGCUUCACCGCACGCUGGUGCCAAGAAUGGCUAUACUCCACUCCACAUCGCGGCUAAGAAGAACCAGAUGGAGAUUGCCACGACGCUGCUGGAGUACGGAGCCGACACCAACGCUAUGACACGUCAGGGCAUCACACCGCUGCACCUGGCCUCUCAGGAGGGCAACGUAGACAUCGUUACCCUGCUACUGGCCAGGGAAGCCACCAUCAGCUUGGGCAACAAGAGUGGUCUGACUCCUCUCCACCUGGCAGCUCAGGACGACAAGGUCAACGUAGCUGAGGUGCUGGUUAACCAGGGGGCCACUGUUGACCCAGAGACUAAGAUGGGAUACACUCCGCUGCAUGUGGCGUGUCACUAUGGAAACGUGAAGAUGGUCAACUUCCUGCUAAAGAACCAGGCCAAGAUCAACGCCAAAACCAAGAACGGAUACACCCCCCUCCAUCAGGCGGCCCAGCAAGGCCACACCCACAUCAUCAACCUACUGCUGCAGCACAGAGCCUCUCCCAACCAAGUCACUGUGAAUGGUAACACAGCCCUGUCCAUAGCCAGGAGGCUGGGGUACAUCUCUGUAGUGGAUACUCUGAAGGUCGUCACUGAGGAAACACAGACCACUCUGACGGUGACCGAGAAACAUAAGAUGAACGUUCCAGAAACCAUGAACGAGGUUCUGGACAUGUCAGAUGAUGAGGUUGGUAAAGCCAAUGUACCUGAAAUGCUCAAUGAAGACUAUUUAUCUGAUGUUGAAGAAGAGAUGGAAUUUCAGUGUGUCUAUGAGAGCUACUGUCGUGAGGAUGCGAUGACAGGCGACACGGAUAAGUACCUGGGACCCCAGGACCUGAGAGAGCUGGGAGACGACUCUCUGCCCCAGGAGGGUUACAUGGGCUUUAGCAUUGGAGCACGCAGCGCCAGCCCUAAGGUCUGCAGUCUGCGGUCCUUCAGUUCGGAUAGGUCCAACACCCUGAACAGGACCUCUUACACCAGAGACAGCAUGAUGAUCGAAGAGAUACUGGCUCCUACCAAGGAUAUGAACCUGGCGUUGGCCAGCAGAGACUGUGACUCUGACUCUCAGAGACACUACAGCUGGACUGCUGACACCUUGGACAACAUCAACAUGGUCUCCAGCCCCAUACACUCUGGCUUUUCCUCUCCUCUACCUCAGUAUGACUCCAGGUUCCUGGUCAGUUUCAUGGUGGACGCACGCGGCGGCUCCAUGCGGGGGAGUCGUCAUAACGGAAUGCGCAUCAUCAUCCCGCCCAGGAAGUGCACGGCUCCGACACGCAUCACCUGCCGCCUGGCGAAGAGGCACAAGCUGGCCACGCCCCCACCGAUGGUGGAUGGAGAGGGAUUGGCCAGCAGGCUGGUGGAGGUGGGGCCUGCUGGAGCUCAAUUCCUGGGCCCUGUGAUCGUGGAGAUCCCCCAUUUUGGUUCUAUGAGGGGGAAGGAGAGGGAGCUGAUCAUGCUGAGGAGUGAGAAUGGAGAGACCUGGAAGGAACAUCAGUACGACUGCAAGACAGAUGACCUCAAUGAACUGCUCAACGGCAUGGAUGAAGAGCUGGACAGUGUCAAGGACCUGGAGAAGAAGCGUAUAUGUCGCAUCAUCACCAAGGAUUUCCCACAGUACUUUGCGGUGGUGUCUCGUAUCAGACAGGAGAGCAGCCAGAUGGGCCCUGAGGGAGGAGUCCUCUCCAGCCUGACACUUCCAUUGGUCCAGGCCUCCUUCCCAGAGGGGGCGCUCACCAAGAAGAUACGCGUGGGACUGCAGGCCCAGCCGGCUCCUGAUGACAUGGUGAAGAAGAUCCUUGGUAACCGGGCAACAUUCAGCCCCAUAGUGACGGUGGAACCUCGACGCAGGAAGUUCCACAAACCCAUCACCAUGACGAUCCCGGUCCCGCCCUUGUCAGGGGAGGGGGUUAGCAAUGGCUACAAGGGAGAUUCCACCCCCUGCCUGAGGUUGCUAUGCAGCAUCACCGGCGGAACCUCUCCUGCCCAAUGGGAGGACAUCACUGGGACCACGCCCCUAACCUUCGUCAAUGACUGUGUCUCCUUCACUACCAAUGUCUCUGCCAGGUUCUGGCUUGCUGACUGCCACCAGAUCCCAGAGACUGUAGGCCUUGCCACCCAGCUGUACAGAGAGCUCAUCUGUGUUCCUUACAUGGCCAAGUUCGUGGUGUUCGCCAAGAUGAACGACCCUAUGGAGUCCCGCCUGCGCUGCUUCUGUAUGACAGAUGACAAGGUGGACAAAACCCUGGAACAGCAGGAGAACUUUGAGGAGGUGGCCAGGAGCAAAGACAUCGAGGUUCUGGAGGGGAGGCCCAUCUAUGUGGACUGCUAUGGUAACUUAGCUCCUCUGACCAAGGCUGGACAGCUACUGGUGCUCAACUUCUACGCAUUCAAAGAGAACCGGCUUCCUUUCUGUGUGAAGGUCAGAGACAACAGCCAGGAGCCGUGUGGCCGUCUGACAUUCCUGAAGGAGACCACUAAGACCGCUAAGGGUCUCCCCCAGACGGCCGUGUGUAACCUGAACAUCACCCUACCUGCGCUGAAGAAGGAAAUGGAGUCAGACCCAGAUGAAGAGACUGAAAAGCCAGAACGACGUCAUACCUUUACAUCUCUAGCCUUACGUAAGCGUUACAGCUAUCUCGCCGAGCCUGCCACGAAAACAGUUGAGCGAAGCACAGCAAGAACACUGCCUGCUGGUUACACUCACAAACCUGUCUUUUCAACAAGAUCUUACCAGGCAUGGUCGACUGCGCCUCUUCCCCACACUGUCCAAGCAAGGAGUGGACUGGGCUCCCUCUCCGGCUCACCGUCCAACACACCAUCUGCAUCGCCACUAAAGUCUGCCUGGUUGCUCUCCUCCGCCUCUCCAAUCAAAUCCACCAUCGGAGCCUCACCGCCACAUUCAGUCAAGUCCUCUGGCGACAUAGCUUCUUUACCUGUCAGAUCCUAUAGAACUAUGGCCUCCCCUAUUAAGACUGUUGUACAGCAGGCCCAGUACCCGGUCCAGGUCUCUGCCAGUCUGGUGUCCUCUUCCUCUAAACCUGGAGCAGAUCCUGUCUUCAUUAAAGGACUAUCCACCCCAUUUUCUUCCAGGACCACCCCAGCCUCUAACACAGGGUCUGUUCCAGAUAGAUCAACCAUGACUCAACCUGAAUCUCCCAAAUGCACAGCCAACAUGUACACCUUACCCUUCAAAUCAGUCCUGUCGUCUUCAUCCUCCUCCCCUGUCAGAACCAUCGCUGGUCUGUCCUCCUCAUCCUCCUCCCCUGUCAGAACCAUUCCUGGCCUGUCCUCCUCAUCCUCCUCCCCUGUCAGAACCAUUCCUGGCCUGUCCACUACUUCAGCUACAUCUAAGGGGAAGCCCCUCCCCUCGCUGUCCUCACCAGCCCACUCCUCAGAAACCUCUGCUAUGGUGAAUGGAUUAGUUUCUCCCAUGAAGUACGCCUCUUCUUCUCAGUCCUCCUCCCCCUGCUCCUGUUUGCUCUCUGAUAGGUCUAGCAGUCUGCAGGAGAGGAUACAGACCAACACUCACGCCGCCACUUCCAGUGUCAGUGCAGCUAUAAAUGAGGCUGAAAGGACAUUUAACUCUUCAGGGUACGGAACACUCAAAUCAGUGUCCUCACGGAGAUCUAACACCUCAACUUCUGUCUACGGCUCUAUGAGGUCUCAAACCUCUUCCACCACCUCAGCAACAUCCAAUACAAUGACUGUACCUGUAUACUCUUUUCUCAAUGUUGCGACCGAGUCCCAAAUGAAAAAAGGGCCUGGGUCGCUGAAGAUGUCGCCUGCAGACUCUCGCAGGUCAAAGACGGCAGUGAAGUCCCCUCCUUACAUCACCCCCCCAGGGCUCACUCUAACCCCACCCUCCUCCCUAUCCUCCAAUCAGGACAUCCUGAAAGACGUGGCCGAUAUGAAGGAGGACCUGAUCAGAAUGACGGCCAUCUUGCAGACUGUCCCCAGAACAGCCAGGAAUGUUCAGUCUCAGACCCCUAAAGAGCCUAAGAUGGAGGAUGAGGAACCCUUCACCAUAGUAGAGAAAGUGAAGGAGGAUCUAGUUAAAGUCAGUGAGAUACUGACCAAGGAUGUGGUGAGUGAUAGUCAAGCCUGUAGAGGGAAGCCUGUAGAGGAGGAGUGGGAGGAGUUCUCUAAAGAUGAGUUAGAGGAAGCCCAGCAAAGUGCUAAGGAAUUCUUUCACCCUCCGUUUGACGCUAACACCCUCUCCUUUAGGCCCCAGUCUAUUCCCAGUAAAGAGUUGAAUUUAUCCAAGGUUGUUGACUACCUGGCCAAUGACAUAGGUGCUAGUUCUCUUUCUAAGAUGGCCGAGAUGAAGAGCAGAUAUGAGGAGGCAAAAAGAGAAGGGGAGGACAAACAGAAACUAAAAAAACUCAAGAUGCCUCCCCCAGGCAUGCGUACCUCUGCCUCUGAGAAAGACUUAUGUAAACUAGCAGAGUCAUAUUAUGGACCUGACACCAUAUUGGAGUCACCAGAGGACUUAUCUCAUGAGCAGGAUAAGAGUCCUCUGUCAGACAGCGGCUUUGAAACCAGGAGUGAAAAGACUCCUUCAGCCCCCCAAAGUGCAGAGAGCACCGGGCCCAAACCCCCCUUCACUGACCCCAUCCCCCCCUGCAUCACCGAGACUAGGACCGAGGUGGUCCAUAUCAGGAGCUACGAGCACCCAGACGAACCCUGUGAGGUGCAGAUGGAGGAGGCAGCCUCAGCAUCGCCGGCCUGCAUUGAACCAGAGGCCUCCGCCGCCUCCAUCAAAGACAAAGUCAAAUCAUUCCAGAUCAAAGUGUGUGACGACUCUGACUCUGUCGUUAGCAAGAGCAUGAGGCUCAAAGAGGAGACCCACAUCACCACCACGACGCGCAUGGUUUACCACAAGCCGCAGCUGAAAGACGGCUCGGAGAGGAUCGAGGAGACCAUGUCAGUCAGAGACAUAAUGAAAGCAUUCCAGUCCGGAAGGGACCCCUCCAAGGAACUUUCUGGACUGUUUGAGCACAAGGCUGGCCAGGACUCUGUCAAAGGGGAUGAACUCACCCCCAGAUUCAUUGAUAAUGACACUAAAGCCAAAAGAAUAAUGGAGGUUCACAUAGAAAAAGAAGGAAACACAUUCCAACCAACUGAGGUGAUUAUCAGGGAGACCAAGAAGAUUCCAGACUCUUAUUUCUAUAAAGGAGACCACAGAAUCCAAGAAAUGCCUGAUUACGACGAGGCGCCGCAGGAAGGGGAGGAGCUUACUGCCAAUGACAGCCGGCCCAGCUCCGCUCAGCUCAUGGCCGAUGACUCCUACAAAGCUCUCAAACUGCUCAGCCAGCACUCUGUAGAGUAUCACGAUGACGAGCUCUCUGAACUCAGAGGAGAGUCUUACAGGUUCGCUGAGAAGAUGCUACGUUCUGAGAAACUAGACAUAUCCCACUCUGAUACAGAAGAUUCUCUGGCUGACCAAACACACCAAAUUACCUUAGAGUCGCAUGGGGAAGAGAGUGAUUACGGUGAGAAAGAGGCCGUGCCCAGGAAAGAGUUCACUUUCAAGUCAUCAAAGGAUACAUCCUCUAAGUCAGGUAAAUGUUCUCAUAAGGAUGACAAGUUUGACAAAGUGACAGUGUUGCAUUACACCACAGAGCCAGGCAGCCCAAAACAUGCAGUGUGGAUGCGUUUCACUGAGGACAAGCUGGACAGGAACAGAGAGAAGCUCAUCUACGAGGACCGCGUGGAUCAAACUGUCAAGGAAGCUGAGGAGAAACUAAGCGAGGUCUCUCAGUUUUUCCGUGACAAAACUGAGAAACUGAACGACGAGCUGCAAUCCCCGGAGAAAAAGCCUCCAAAGAGAGACCCCAGGGAGACCAGGUCUGGGCCCAGCUCCACCUGUAAUAGCCCAGAGAAAACCCAGCAGAAAGCCAGGGCAGAGGGAGAGGAGUGGGGCAAGGGAAGGGGGAACAAACUGUUCAGUAGUACGACUGAGAGGAGGACCUCUAGUCUACCCAACAGUCCAGAGAGAGCUGUUCUCUCCCGCUUCAGUGAGGAUACAUCCAAACAGCAGACAAAGGCAGAGGAACGGUCUGAGCCAAACCAGGUUAAAGCAUCCUUCUCUAGAGUGAGCUAUGUUAGGAUGAAGUUUGAAUCAGAGGCUCAGAACCAAGAUAAGAGUAGUCCUGAGCUAGUACAGUCCACACCCCCAGUCAGCAGGCUGCAGGAGAACAAGCUGCCAAUGAAUCAACUGUUCACUGGAGGAAAGACAACUAAAGGGUCUGAGGCCACAGAGGGAGGAAGUCCAUUUAAAAAGACUCCAGAGAAACUGAAAGGACCUGCCUCCAAUAGCAGUAAGUCAGUUGUCUCACCAGCUGCCCCAAAACAGUCAGGAGACAAACUGCCUAAUAAGAACCUACCAUACACCACAGCCCAAAAACACCUAACAGGUCAGACUGACAAAGAAUCAGAGAAAACAAGCCCAUUGAGCCAGGAGAGUCAGGUCAUUGGUAUCAGUAAGGGUGUAAAGGGGCCACCAUCACAUAGUCCUACACAUGACACACCCAAGGAGAACAGUGGGGAAGUGGAAAAAGAACACGUUUCUAUGAGGGAUUCUCCUUCCAAACAUGUUGCAUCAAGUCCCACAACCAAUAGGGUUGCUCAUUCUGAACCUGUGUCUAAAGACCAUGGGGUUGCUCAUUCUGAACCUGUGUCUAAAGACCAUGGGGUUGCUCAUUCUGAACCUGUGUCUAAAGACCAUGGGGUUGCACAAAACAAGAAUCUUAGAAAAAAGACAGAGUCCCAGAUCCCAGUCAGGUCUGUGUCUAGUCACACAGACAGCGAUCAGUCAGAGAAAGCAAAACAAGACACAAUAACUAAGCCAUUUGAAAAGACAUCCCAAAUCCCCAUACUAAAUAAGAACAGAAUGCAGGUCAGCCCAGUAACAAGCCCUACAAAGGCAGAAGAACUAACAGACACAUCUCUUGAAAUAUUAGAUAAUGCACCAAAAGAUUCUAACUUGAACAAUGUGCGUGACACUUGCACAAGAGAAAUACAAGAGAGAUUAGCACCAGAGACAACCACCACCAGAGAAAACUUCAAAGGCAUCAAAACAUUACCUGUCUAUGUUAGUGUCCAGGUGGGUAGGCAGGGAGAGAGAGAGGGCAGAGGAGGAGUACUGUACAAACAGAAACAGCCCUCGUCGCCUCAGGCCAGUCCUGACGAUGACACGCUAGAGCAGGUAUCUUUCAUAGACAGCUCAGGGAAGAGUCCCCUCACCCCAGAGACCCCUAGCUCAGAGGAGAUCAGCUAUGACCUCACCUCCAGAACACCAGACUCCAUUCUGGGCUUCACUCCCUUCCAGCCUAGCCCUAUCCCAGAGGUCUCUGAGGACUCCUCAGAGGAGGAGCAGGGCCAGGUAUUUUCCUUCAAGGACUUCAGACCAGAGACACCUAAUGUCACAGCAGCUGACCUUAAGAAUGGAAACCACCAGGCUGGACAGACACCUAAAGACAAAGGAGUAGCAUACAUCCAGUUCCCCCCUCCGCCUCCCCUGGACUCUGAGCAGUCCAGCCCUGAGAAGAAGAAGAAGGGAUCAUCUGGUUCCUCUGAGGCAGAGAUGGAGAUGAUGGAGGUCAACCUCCAGGAAGAGCAUGAUAAACACCUCCUCACGGAGCCCAUCAUCAGAGUCCAGCCCCCCUCCCCAGUCCCCCCCGGGACUGACGACAGUGACUCUAGUGAUGAUGAGUCUGUCUUCCAGCCCAUCUCCUUUAAGAAAUACACCUUUAAGAUCUCAGAGGGGCAGGAGCAGGAGCUCAAGAAUGGGUCCAAAUCCACAAAACAGGAUAGAAAUGGCAAAGAGCCAGGAACUAACAGAACUAAUGGAACGUAUGAAGCUGGUAAAACAGAGGAGUACGACUCUGAACAGAAUGGAAAUGACCAGUCCAUAACAGACUGUUCUAUCGCCACGACGGCAGAGUUCUCUCAUGACACUGACGCUACUGAGAUCGACUCCCUGGAUGGAUAUGACAUGCAGGAUGAGGAUGAUGGUCUGUGUGAGAUGGACACUAAACCCUUCAGCCUGCCAGACAGCAGGAAGGACGUGUGGACCUCAGACAGCAUGCUCCGGUCCUGCGACCGCUCCUUUAGUCAGACCAAACUAGAGGCCAUUGAAGAGGAAAAAACACCGGAGGAGGAAUGCAGAAAGGCUCAAGCUAAAAGUGAUCCAGUUGACAUAAAAACAGAUGAGGCCAGCUCUCAGGGCCAGAAGGACAACGAUGGGUUUUCUGAUACGUACUUUAGUUACAAGCUAGAGGAGGCGUUUGACUCUCCGUUUAAAACUGUUGCUACUAAAGGUCUGGACUUUGACCCCUGGUCCAGUAUAGGAGGAGACAAUGAAGUGGUUGACGCCAGGAUAAAAGACGACGAGCCGAAGCCGUUUGGACUGGCAGCAGACGACAGAUCACAGGCCACGACCCCAGACACGACCCCUGCCAGAACCCCGACUGAUGAUAGCACCACGCCGACUAGCGAGCCAAACCCUUUCCCCUUCCAUGAAGGGAAGAUGUUUGAGAUGACUCGCAGUGGUGCGAUUGACAUGAGCAAGCGGGAUAUUGUUGAAGAAAGACUGCAGUUUUUUCAGAUUGGCCCUCAGAGCCCUUGUGAGAGGACUGACCUGCGGAUGGCCAUAGUGGCAGAUCACCUGGGUCUGAGCUGGACUGAGCUUGCCAGGGAAAUGGAUUUCUCCGUAGAUGAGAUCAAUCACAUCCGCGUGGAUAACCCCAACUCUCUGACCACUCAGAGUUUCAUGCUUUUAAAGAAAUGGGUUAGCAGAGAUGGUAAAAAUGCCACAACGGAUUCCCUUACAGAGGUCCUGACUAAGAUCAAUCGGAUGGAUAUUGUGACAUUGCUGGAAGGGCCAAUAUUUGACUAUGGUUCCAGCAGCAUCCAGCUGGAGCUUCAGACCCCCACAGGUUUGAUCUGUCAGCCCCCCACCCCGCUAAGCAGCGACCACUUCUUUGACGAGGACGCUGGCCUAGACUCCCCCUCUAGAACGCCCACUAGACCAUGUGACUUGUCACUCACCCAGACCACCAGCACCCCAGGCCCCGCCUCCCAUGCUCAAUCCCCCACAAUGGUGGUAGAGGAAGACACCUCUGGACCUCUAGACUCCCGGGGAGCCGGGAAGGGCGCCGGGGAGGGUGCCGGGGAAGGCGGGGGCCCUAAAGUGACCUCCACUGAAGAUGACACAGGGGUUAGCAGAGAGUCAGUGGCCUCAUACAAGCCCCAUAACAGGGAGGCAGGGCUGAGAGAGGAGGCUGAGCAGGAUGUUGACAUGGGGAUGCUGAUACAUCAGAUUGAUCUUCCUCAGGGGGUGGUCAGGGAGGAUGAGUGGCUGGCAGGAGCCAGAGGAGACCCAUCAGAGACCCUAGGCUUUAGGCCUGCCCUGGGGGGAGAGGGGGUAGAGGGUGGUGUGUCUGGUCCUCCCGGGGAAGAGAAGGAGGAGGGGGAGUUGAGUGAGGAGAAGUUAAAGUCUCUGUUGGAGGAGAUGGGGCUGGAGGAAGGCUCGGAGGACGAGGAGAUGACGGAGGAAAGGAUAAACGCCAUCUUGUCUCAGGUUCAGCAGGCAGACAAAGAUGUGAUGUCAUCACCUGCAGGUUGGCAUAGUGAGACGUCCAGUGUGAACGUGGAGCCCCCGACACCUGGCCGCAGUCUGAGUGCUGAGGGCAACGACCUCCAGGACACCAGCCCUGUGAAUUCCCUGGACUCCCUGACGACAUCACCUGUCCGACCAGCAGAGAAAUCCAAUGGAGACCACGCUGACUUCCUGUCCCAGCCCGGGUCACAUCCUGAGGCCCAGGGUACAUCCAACGGGGUGAAGGGUCAUGGCCAGGUCGAGGACGAGGGAAGGGCGUCAGCGUCACAAGGAGGGCAGGAAGAGGGAAGCAGAAGGACUCUGGAAGAGGACAGCACAGCAGGACCAAGCAGCAAGGAGCAGCAACAGGAGAAGGGAGGAGUGCAGGGGUCACAGCACAAAGUCCAGGAGGGUGGUAGAGAUAAGGAGACCAGCUCUGAUGAGGAACGGACUGUCACCACCAAGGUGUACCGACGGAGGGUCAUUCUGAAGGGAGAACAGGCCAGAAACAUCCCUGUGGAGUCAGUGACAGAAGAGCAGUUCACAGACGAGGAUGGAAACAUAGUCACCCGAAAAGUCAUCAGGAAAGUAGUACGUCGUAUUGCUGCUACGGCAACUACUUUUACUGCUGCUACUACUGCUACUACAGAGGAGGUGAAAGCAGCAGGAGCAGUAGGAGAAGGAGGAGCAGGAGGAAGAGGAGAAGCAGCAGGAGGAGGAGGAGGCAGGAAGGAAAAUAAGGGCAGGAAGAGAAACAAGCGCUCCCGAGGAAGCCCUAAGGCAGAGCAGGAGAGCUCUAAGGGUCAGAGGGGAAAGACUGAGUCUGGAGAAGGGUCAGGGUCGAAGGUGAAAAAGAAGCAAGUGGAAAAGGAUCAAUGAUAACAGUCGUGUGCUCAACCUGGUUUGUUGAUGUUUCAUGACUUCCUGGAAGGGAGAUGACUGGAACUUGAAGCAGGAGAACAGCCAAUCAGAACGUGUGUCUGCAGCUUUCACGUUAACGCAUGGUUUUACAGCAAGACCACUUUAUUUGAUUUCGCAUGAGCAUGAAAAAAUUACUUUUCUGUCCACAACCUGGGCUCCAGUCAUGACCUGUUGUUACCACGGUGACAGGAGAACAGGGGUGUGGUCUGCUCCAUCAUGGCGUCAGGACAACAGUAGCCACGCCUCCAAGCAUCUCUCGGACCAAUGAGGUACAACAGGACGUUUGAUUGACAGAUUAGAGGAACACUUGGAGUCACCUUCUACAAGCCUUAUAUAUUCUGUCCUGUAGCCACACCACUGGGGUGGGUGUAUAAUGUGGUUGUGUUUUUUAAUAACAACGGGUGGUUUGGUUGUAUAUAAAUGACACUGUAAAAACUUCUGAAGUUAGUCACUGAUAGUUUGUUUUCUGCACUGGUAGGACAGCUUCGCAAAGCAUUGGAAUGAAAUGCCUAUAUUGAUUCCACCUUUAUGAAAAUGCUUGGGUGUUACUGCACAUGUCUAAUUAUCAGCAGGAAAUAUUUGUCAAAUGGAAAUGGUAGCUUGAUUUGAACCCAACUCCACUGCAACUCUCAAACAUCACUUCUGUGAACAUAUUUCCUCAGAGUACUAAUAUUUUGAUGCAUGAGAUUCACCUGGUUUGACUUAGUUUUCCUCAUUUGCGAACAUUGUAUUAUGAAAUAAGGUGUUACUUCUAUCAGUGUCUGUCUACUCUGCUCUGGCACUGACUGUUUUAAAGAGACAUGAACACACAGCCACCUGGGGGACAGCAGGACAGAGAGGGAGACUUCAUUCUAAUGCUUUAUGAGGGCCCACAGUGUAACAUGGAAUAUGGCUCUACUAUUAAAGACGUGGAGAUAUGAGAGCCCCCAAUAUAUAAUGUAGACUGGCACAUUGGAAAGAGUUAGAGAGGUAUUACCCCAAUAUAUAAUGUAGACUGACACAUUGGAAAGGGUUAACAGUUCUCAUGCGUAUUUGCUCCAAACCAAUCAUUGGUCAUUGUUUUAGCAGUGUAAUGUUAUGUUCUAAGCCUGCUGUAGUUUAAAGGGGCAUUUUUUUCUUUGGGGUUUGGUGCCAUAUUUCCUUCCGUUGAUUCUCUUCAUAUGAGACCACCUAAAGCAUUGAUUGAUGAUCUGGUAACACAUGACAACCAACAUGGAUGAUCCCAUUCAUUAUUUAAGCAGAAAUAAAUUGUGUUUAAACUGAAA